Molecule: messenger RNA, 1461 nt
Organism: Marmota monax (woodchuck)
Lineage: Eukaryota; Metazoa; Chordata; Mammalia; Rodentia; Sciuridae
Gene: Meikin
Product: meiotic kinetochore factor
Exons: 12
Biological process (GO): male meiosis chromosome segregation; homologous chromosome segregation; meiosis I sister chromatid cohesion
Cellular component (GO): kinetochore
Source: RefSeq, a predicted model, not a curated record
AAAGGGAGUGGCGGAAGCAUGGGUAGCCGGUGUUGGGCCUAACUGACUAACGAGUAAAUGAAAAGUAAAAGAGUGACCUCCUUUCCCAAAAAACUUGGGUUCCGCUGGCAGUGAGACCCGCUGAGACCCAGCGCUUGCUUCCGGGGGCGGGGCCUCUGAAUCCUCCGUCUUCCCAGAAGCCCUUGCCAGGCCUCAACGAGAUUAAAAAGGCGGGAGGAGACUCCUUGGCUUUGGCUUUGGGGUGUUGGUUUGCAGGCCUGCUCUGUGCUUCUGACUGUAACUCGAUUCCUCAGGAAAGGACGAGGCAGGACAGGAUGUCGAGGGCCCCAGGGCUCCCAAGGCCUAGGAGUGGGAUGGCCUUGUGGUCUUUACGGGUCUACACCUACAAGAAGCGGGCAGGCCAGAGGCUCAAUGUAACUCCGACUCCUGACCAAGACCUGCCCCUGAGGACACAGGCCCGGCCAGGCCUGAAGGGGAAAGGCAAACAGCCGGGUUUGCCGAAGAUAGCAGAGACUGAGCAGAGCAGGCAGGGAGCUAGCAGCUCUGCAUUGCCAAGCACUCAGUUAAGAAUUACAGGAGAGACAAGCCUGAAAGAAAAUAGCACUCGAGACGAGACCCAGGAUGAGAAGAUGGCUCCAUUGAGUGACUCAGUGACUGAGGACCUCCAGGUUGAUAGUAGUUCAUCUAAUAGUGAACUAAUAUCAGGACUAAGUUUGCCAUGUGAUGUUUCCAGUUCUCUCCUGAGCUGUUCAACCACAGAGUCUUACACAGAACACAAGAGUAUUGAAGAGGAAUUAGAUAGUUUCUCAUCACCUGAACUGUUCAGAGGAUCAGAUUAUUUUGAUUGGGAGUAUCCCAAGAUGAAAGAACAAAAGCAAUGCAAGAACUCUACUCUUCUGGAUACCAGUAAAGCAGUAACAAUAGAAAAGGUGCCACAGUUUUCAGACUUCUCUGCAAUUCUGAACACCUCUUUAGAAAACUAUCAAAAAUGCCACAGAAAAAAAGUGAUGACAUUAGCAUACCAAUGUAUUUCUCCAAAACCAAAGUUUACUUCAAAUUCAAAAUCAGAUAAUACAGCUUGUGAGGUUUUACUUGCUGAAAAAACUUGCCCUUCAACUCCUGAAAAAACAAAGAAGAAAAAAACAAAUUCAAGUACUCCUGAUAAGAAAAGCAGAGGCCUGUUAACAAGUACUCCAUCUUCAGAGACAGCUAAUUUCAUGAUUAAUUUGUCUUCAGUACAAAAGGCACCUUUUGAAGAACUCUUUCCAAAUAUCAGCAAUUAUGUAAACUCAGAUGAAAUUGUUCCUGUGUCAAAUUUGCCAGAAAAUUCUUCAAAUGAGAUUCCUUCAGAUACAUCAGAAAUUUGUUGUAUUAUUAGGGCAUCACCAGGAACUAGACAAAUGAAAAAUAAAGGUGAUACUGUAAAUAAGAAACAUUCUCCUCCUAAAGAUAUUACUCAAG